Molecule: messenger RNA, 7536 nt
Organism: Pelobates cultripes (western spadefoot toad)
Lineage: Eukaryota; Metazoa; Chordata; Amphibia; Anura; Pelobatidae
Source: the annotation of a GenBank genome assembly
CCUGAAUACAAGACACACUUAACAGGAUGUACUGAGUGAUUUCACAGCUCGAGGGGAUUGAUAGAAUAUUUUGCUUUCCCACUGCAAAGAACACGUGCAACAUUUAGGACUUGAUACUUAGUUGCAGCUUCAAUUGCUACAGAUUCGGGAAAAAAAGAAAUAGAAGAUGUUGGAGUUUUGGAGAGCAGCUCCUGUAUUGCUGCUGCUCAGUAUGCUACUUCCAUUGUAUUUUUGCGAAGUGGCCCAUUAUUACACCUUUGAAGAAGAACCUCCCGGCACAGUUAUUGGAGUUUUGGCCAACAACUCAAUGUUCAACUCCACCGACGGACCCACAAGCAACUUCCGUCUGAUGAAGCAGUUUAACAGCUCUCUCAUCCAUGUUCGGGAGAGCGAUGGGCAGCUGAGCAUCGGGGAGAGGAUAAAUCGGGAGCAGAUUUGCCGACAGACUCUAAACUGUAUCCUGGCUUUGGAUGUGGUCAGUUUCUCCAAGGAGCAAUUCACCCUCAUUCAUGUUAAAGUUGAGGUGAAGGACAUCAACGAUAACAGCCCCCAGUUUCCUAGGUCCGAGAUACCUGUGCAGGUGUCUGAAAGUGCUCCUGUAGGCACCAGGAUCCCCCUGGACAUAGCUAUUGAUGAGGACGUUGGGUCAAACUCCAUCCAGAGAUUCCAGAUCUCAGUUAAUAGUCACUUUAGCCUUGAUGUCCAGACCAGGGCUGAUGGGGUGAAAUACGCAGGCCUGGUGCUGAUGAAAGAGCUUGACCGGGAAAGCCAGCCCUCCUACACAUUGGAGCUGGUGGCCAUGGAUGGAGGAAGCCCAUCUCGCUCGGGCAGCGCAGUGGUCAGUGUCCGGGUGAUUGACUUCAAUGAUAACAGUCCAGCGUUCGAGAGGAGCUCGGUCACUGUGGAGCUCAUGGAGGAUGCUCCCAUGGGGUACCUGCUGCUGGACCUCAAUGCUGUUGAUCCAGAUGAAGGUGUGAAUGGAGAGAUUGUCUAUGGAUUUAGUCCCCAGGUGUCUCAGGAGGUUCGACAACUCUUCAAGAUCGACCCCAAAUCCGGUCGCUUAACUCUUGAAGGUCAGGUUGACUUUGAGACCAAACAAACCUACGAGUUUGAUGUCCAGGCUCAGGACAUCAGCCCGAACCCUUUAACAGCCACCUGUAAAGUCAUCGUCCAUAUUCUAGAUGUGAAUGACAAUGCCCCAGCUAUCAGCAUCACCCCACUGACCUCCAUCAGCUCAGGAGUCGCCUUUAUCACCGAGGCAGCCACUGAAGGUAGUUUGGUAGCUUUGAUCAGUACCACGGACAGAGACUCCGGAACAAACGGAAAAGUUCAUUGCACUCUGCAUGGACACGAGCAUUUCAAGCUCCAGCAAGCCUAUGAGGACAGCUUCAUGAUAGUCACAAGAUCGCUAUUAGAUCGGGAGAAGAUUGCCGAGUACAACCUGACAGUGGUGGCUGAAGACCUGGGAUACCCUUCAUUGAUAACCCGCCAUCAAUACACUAUCCGGGUGAGUGAUGAAAAUGACAAUGCCCCUGUUUUUGCCAAACCAGUAUUAGAAGUGUCUACCAUUGAAAAUAAUGCCGCUGGCGCCUACAUCACUACAGUGGUAGCCAGAGAUGCUGACACUGGCGACAACGGUAGAGUUUCUUACAGGCUGAUGGAGGGUAAAGUUUUGGGACAGCCCUUGUCUACCUUUGUAGCUAUAGACGCAGAGUCAGGGGUGUUGCGAGCUGUAAGGUCCCUGGACUACGAAAAACUCAAACAACUAGAUGUUGAGGUUGAGGCUACAGACAAGGGGACCCCUCCACAUUCUACCCGAGUUCAACUGCACAUCAAAAUAGUUGAUCAAAACGACAACCCUCCUGAGAUAACAUUCCCUUAUCUGCACAAUGGGUCAGCAGAAGUCCUCCUGCCAGUCAAUGCUCCCUCUAAUUACCUGUGCUUCCAAAUCAAAGCUGACGACCCUGAUGAAGGGGUUAACUCACAGCUCUUCUAUACCAUACUAAGAGAUAACAAUAGACUCUUUGCUAUCAACAGAGGAACUGGUGAGGUAUACCUAAGAAGAAAAGUGAACCUUCACGAAUUUGAGGACCUGAGCAUUGUGAUUGCUGUUUAUGACAGCGGUAGGCCUUCCUUGUUCUGCAAUGCAUCCAUCAAGUUUAUUCUCACUGACUCCUUGCCUUCUAGUGUAGAGAUAGUCAUCAUGCAACCACAAGAGGAGGAAGAGCAGCAGCUAGAUCUGUCCAUAAUCUUCAUUGCAGUCUUGGCAGGAGGCUGUACUUUGCUCCUGGCAGCCAUUAUGUUCGUGGCCUGUACUUGCAAAAGAAAAUCAAGUCUCUUCAAACGUGAAUCAGAGGAGAGGAGAAUCUACCGAGAAGCACAGCCAUUAAACACCAGUGGCCAAAGCACCAGUUCUAUUACUCAGUCUGAAUCGUGCCAGCUCUCCAUCAAAACAGAAUCCGAGGAUAACAGCGUUUCGACCAAAACCGGUCAGAGAGAGGAUCUUAAGUCAAACUCAAAUGUAAGUAUGCAUUUUAAUUACAUUGCUUAAUAUCAGCUCAUAGUCUGCUAUAUAAUCAUUUACCUGUAAUAUUAAGGGAAAUGUUGCUUCUGAAUUCCUGUCAUCUCAUAUACUAAAUUGAUAUUAAAACUCACUCGAGUAUCCCCCCUUUUAUUUGCAUAUUAUAAUGCUUCCAAGCCUGACAUUUUCGUGUAUGCGUUUUUUUUUUUUUUUUACAAAAUUAUCCUAUUCUGAUGUGGUGAGAUAACAUCCACAUUUCAAACUAUAGCCAAAUUGUUGAAGUUUGAGACAGUAUAUUCUGAAAGUAAAUUGUUAACUUGUAUAACUCACAAGUCAAUGAGCAUACCGAGUAGUAGUAGUUCUAGAAGUGAUCUUUUAGAGCAGGGGUUCCCAACCCAGUCCUCAAGUACCCCCUACCAGUUCAGGGUUUAGGGAUUACCCAGUUGUGUUCUUUCUAAAAACACCUUAGACACAACUGGGUAAUCCCUAAAUCCUGAACUAUUAGGGGGUACCUGAGGACUGGGUUGGGAACCACUGUUUUAGCUAAUUGUCUCUGGUCUGGUGAGGUGACAACUAACUAAAAAUGUAGGCUGAAAUAGAUUUGCUGAGUCAGAAGAUUUGCUGUCUCAGCUUUUUGUCCUACAUUUUAUGGGGAUUCAUCUUACCACAUGCUAAUACUUAGUAAAGAAAACUAUUGUGCAUUUUAAUUCAUAUUGGGCUUUUGCCUUUUCAGGUUUCGGUUUCUGCCUCUCCAAGUCAAACAUCUUCUUGGCAUCAGGAAAAGUCUGCUGGAAGCAUAGGGUAAGAUAUGUUGUCACUUUAUCAAUGUCAUAAAACACAUUUUCUUUGUGCCCCCCUCCCUGCAUUACCUCAUUGUAAGUUCCCAGUGACUAGAGAAAAGUAUGAUUUCUGCUCCUCAAACUGGCUCUAGUUCAACAAUAUUAUGCAAUGCAUAUACUUGGUACCAUAUCUCUGCACCUACUGUGUAUCAUACAGUAUAAGUUAAUGGGCAAGAAAGAUAGAUUUGUGCCACAAAAGAAACAGCUCCCAUUAGGAUACCAUGAAUUACCUUUUAAUCCUCCUACUAGCCCAGAAGAUUAUCUAAAAGGUAGGGGAAAAUCUAUUUCAUAAAUACUGUUAGCAAAUAUUUUGGUGUUGCUCUGGUCUCACUUUAGAAAUAAAAUUCGACAUUGAAAUAAAUUUGGAGUUUCUUUAAAGGAACUACAGUUUAGUUGUCUGGCUCCCCUUUGCUUACUUUAAGGAGAUUUUACUCAACUUUCUUCUAGUCGUGCCAGUCUUGUCAUGGCUGGCUUUGCGCAGUUGAAUCAGUACAUCUCUAUGUAGAGUAUUCAGCUACUCCAUGCCGAGCAUGGAGAUGCUGAAUGUCAUUGCUGCACAGCUGACCCAGGAAGCACCUCUAGUGGCCAUCUGAGUGACUGCCACUAGAGUUGAUAAUAGGCAGUAAUGUAAGCAUCAGUGAGUGACUGAACAACUACAUUAACUAGAGUGUGGCUUUAUUAUACAUAUCCUUGCUAUUAAUUUUAUCUCAACAUGUAUUAUGAUCUUUAACAUCUACGUGAAUAUCCUGUGUUAAUAUAUAUUGUGAAUUGUGAGAAGGAAUAAUGGCUAAACAAGGGUUAUAAUAAAUGGUGAAGUGUGUCGUCUAACAGAACACUAUAUGUAUUUAUUGCAGUGGGAACUCUAACGUGGAUCAAGGAAGCACUAAAGACAGUGGCAAAGGAGACAGUGAUUUCAAUGAUAGUGACUCAGAUGCCAGCGGUGAAGGCCUCAAGAAGAUCUGUGACCAGAACAUUCAUAGUCAGCCUGGUAAGUUUUGCUAUCAAUCAUUUUGCAGUUUAAAUGAUGCUGUGUUAGCACAAACAGCCACCGAAAAGUAUCAGGAAAGGUUUGUGUAGGCACAGUGUGAACUUGUACAUAGUACCAAUUCAUUAGGGCCACAUGUGGGUCAUUGGUAGACCAUGUGAAACUUAACCAUUUAACAUUACUUCCUCUCACUACUAUUUAAAGUUAUUUAUAAAAGUGCCUUUCUUCCUAUUGAAAUUUGCACGUAAAGUAUUUCAGCAAGCUAAAGUGCUUCAGGUGUUUGGAGUGUUACUUUAAAGGACCACUAUAGUGCCAGGAAAACAUACUCGUUUUCCUGGCACUAUAGUGCCCUGAGGGUGCCCCCACCCUCAGGGACCCCCUCCCGCCCGGCUCUGGAAGGGGGAAAGGGUUAAAAACUUACCUUUUUCAAGCGCUGGGCAGAGAGCUCUCCUCCUUCUCUCCUCCUCCGAUCCUCCUCCUGGGCUGAAUGCGCACGCGCGGCAAGAGCUGCGCGCGCAUUCAGCCCGUCGCAUAGGAAAGCAUUUACAAUGCUUUCCUAUGGACGCUUGCGUGCUCUCACUGUGAAAAUCACAGUGAGAAGCACGCAAGCGCCUCUAGUGGCUGUCAAUGAGACAGCCACUAGAGGAAUUGGAGGAAGGCUUAAGCCAUUAAUAAACAUAGCAGUUUCUCUGAAAUUGCUAUGUUUAUUAAAAAAUGGGUUAACCCUAGCUGGACCAGGCACCCAGACCACUUCAUUAAGCUGAAGUGGUCUGGGUGCCUAGAGUGGUCCUUUAAAUUAUUUGUCAUUUGAUAUAUUUAAAGGAACAUUCCAAAAAGAUAAAGCACUAGGGCUUAUGCUUAUGCAGGAAGAGUGUCCUCUUUUUUAAGUUUUAUAAAAUAAUCGUAUAGCGAAGUCUGUUAUUAGAGAGCCUCAAAAAUCUUUGUGAUCCGAAGUGGAGGGAUUGCAGUAGCUUCAGAUACCAGAUCUGCAGCUAUUGAAAGCCAAGCCAAUAUUUCAUAUACCCCAAAGAAUAAGAUGCAAAGGGGUAUAUCUAUUAAAGUGUUUUUUUAUGAAGUAUUCCUUUAAGAACAUACUAAUUUUGCUUAAUCACAUUCACAUUUAAUUACUGGCUUAGUUAACAAAGGGCAUAGUACCCCCAACUGCAUUGCCUUGACAUUUUCGUGUGAGUUUUUUUUUACCAAGACGUACCAAACUAUUGUCAAUUAACAUGCCAUUGGAGUAGUGUUGGUUAAGAUUUGAAAGUAGUGUAAAAGAACAUUUAGUUUAUGUGCUGGUAGGCUCUUUAGAGGUUUUAUAUUUACUGCUCUGAAUUUAGCAGAGACAUAAAAAGUAGCUGUACAAGUUAAAAUGAAAGAGAAAACUUGCAUACAUUCUAUUACAUUUAUUUUACUUUUUGUUCUUUCUGCUUUUAUUUGGAAAACAUAUGGAAAUAUUUUGUUCAAGUUUAAUGUUCAAUACAGGUUAGCAUUAGUCAAAGCUUUAAACAAACACCCUUUAAAAAUAUAUAUUAUUAUUUGUUGACAAACAUGACAAUAAUGAAAACAACAUAUAUCAAGGUAUAAUUGGACUGUUAAUUUAUAUAUCCUAUAAAUUUUCUCUUUUUUUUUUAGGUGUUGUUUACAUCGAAAGCUCAAAGGCAUAUCGCAGUGCUGAACAUUAUUACAGUCACAGGAUUGACACUGGUCUGCAUAAUGGAAACCUUACUAUGCAUUACGAAAAGGGGUUCGCAGUGCCUUAUUCAAUAAGAACCCCUUAUUACAAUACAUAUCAUCCAAGAUUACCUAACGCAUACAUUCCUCAUCAUAACCUCAAAGACUCAAAUUAUCAUAUGAACACUGCAACUCCCGGACGAGUACACAGAGAGUAUGAUGUAGAUUAUUUAAACAGAGGCAGAACAUUAUCUCCUCCCAGGCUGUCUCGAAAAUAUCAAGAAUUCAGUUAUGCACCAGAAACAAUGUUACAAACAAACGCUUCUGAAAUAGCCACAACAUUUUAAUAAGUUGUGAGCAUUGUAAUGAAAUGCCCUUUCAAGGGCUUUACAAAAAAUAAUAAUAAAAUCGAGAAUGCUUUUCCUUUAUAGCAUUACUAGCCUAAAUGACAGCAGGAUUAGAUUUCUAUCCUGUGUUUCUAGACAGAGUAUCUUUACCUGUAAUUAAUAGAUACUCGUAUAUGGCGAAGCUAAACCAAUUUAUUGUUUAUCAUAGGUUUCUAUGCUUUACGAAAAAAUGAAGGACAGUUAAUUUAACCAAAUUUGCAGAAGGAAGAGAAUUAAUAGGGAUGUGUUUGCUUUAAUUAUGGCUUUUGGUUGCCAAUUAUCCCUUAAAAUAGUACAUUUAUAAUUCUUGAAUUAGAAUAUUUGUACAGAUACUAGUGAUGUUCUUUAUGGAAUUGAAGAUUUUAUGAAACAAUUGGCAUGCUUUCCAUCCUGAAGCAACUUCACGUUUAAUUGAUGGAAGGAAAAGAAUAGCUUUUCAAAAUAUUCAAUAUUGCUCUUUCAAUAAUAUUUUGUCAGAAAUACUUCUCGUUUGCACUCCUGUAAUUUUAUUGCGUGAACUAUGUAAAUAUCCUAAACAAUCUGUAUAUAUGCUCCAAUCCAAAAACUUUCCUUGUAUAUAGAAUGCAGUUUUCUAUGUUGUAUAGUAUGCACAUGCUUUUUAAAUAAAUAUUUAUUUUUAAAAAUUGAGGAGAAACCCUGCCUUUCAUUUUUAAUUAUGUUUUGCUAUAACCCAGUGAGUUAAUUAGUGUUGCUAGGCAAAUCUAUUAUUUUCUUCCUAUUACAUCUCAGCACAAUGGUAAUGAAACAGCAGCUGCAAAAUUGACAGUGUUCCCAUGUUCAUAAUUAUCUAGUCAUUGAGGUGCAUUAAUAAUGACAAGGACAUAUUACAAUAAUGCAUUGGGUCAGGUAGAUACUGUUUAUGUGUCCUUCAAAAUCAAUAGUGGGUGAGUAGUAUAGAUGAUGCAAUAAGCUGUUUGAACAUCGUGUCAUGGUACAAUAUAGUGAAUGAAAACCAAUGUAUUCUGUAUGUGUUACAUUAAAGGCACUGACCCUGAUAGAUUUAAAUUGACAUUCCACUGAUACUUGUAAUAAGAAUCAGUACUGCCUAUGCACUGCUACUGCAAUUAGAAUGCUGGUGGGGAAAGACAAAUAAACAUAUUAACAUUCUAGACU